AUGUAUUCACCAAAACGUGACUGUGGUACAAAAUAUAAUCUUUAUUUACUUUAUCCAAAUCAGCCUAAGAAUUCCUUUGCCAAUUAUUCAAGACAUAUUGAUAUAUUUGAUAAAAUAACAUUAACAUAUUUGGAAAGUUGGUAUUUAUCUAUUCCAUUUCAAUUUCUACCGGUUAAUCGAAUUGCUACUCAACUAUUUAUUCAAACUACAACAAUGAUUUCACCAUUAUGUCCUUUAUUUUGUGGUGAACAUGGUCGAUAUUCUGGUUCGCACUGUACUAUUAAAGAUAAUUGUUCAUGUUCAUCUGAUUCAUAUUGUCUUACAUCAUCUAUUUGUGUUUGUCCAAUGAAUAAAUUUGGUUCAAAAUGUUAUUUAAAAAGUUUAAUAUGUCAAACAUCAAAUCCUUGUCAAAACAAUGGACUUUGUAUAUCUGUUGAUGAUAGUAUCGCUUUGAAUAAUUUUGCAUGUCUAUGUACAGAAAGUUUCUAUGGAACAAGAUGUGAGAAUAUCAAAAAUCGAAUUGAUAUUACAUUUAAUGAUGAGAAGAUUGGUAUGAUGCCAUUUUUAUUUGUAAAUUUUAUUACUGCAUUUGAAAAUGACAAUCAUCAGCGAAAUACAAUUUUGAAAAAGAUCAAAUUUGAACAAAAUAUAAUUAGUCUUCAGAACAAAUCCAUUCAAUAUUCUUCUUAUUGA
Messenger RNA from Rotaria sp. Silwood2, 693 nucleotides. The record is from the annotation of a GenBank genome assembly. Lineage: Eukaryota; Metazoa; Rotifera; Eurotatoria; Philodinida; Philodinidae.